AUGUCGGCCAAGGCUCCGCAAGUGCUCGGUGGCACGACCGUCAACACGGACGAGCGCGUGCACUUGGACAUUGAAAACGGCAACAGCGACUCGCUCUUCACGGACAUCAACGACGAGAUCCCGAACGUGACGGAGAUCGAAAGCCUCUGCAUCAACUGCUACGACAAUGGCAUGACCAAGCUCCUCCUCACGCGCAUUCCGUACUUUCGCGAAGUCAUUUUGAUGUCGUUCGAGUGCGAGCACUGCGGGUUUAAGAACAGCGAGAUUCAAUUCGGCGGCUCGAUCCAGGAGAAGGGCGUCCGCAUGGAGCUCCUGGUCGAGAACCGCGAAGAUCUCAACCGCCAGCUCAUCAAGUCGGACACGGCGUCGGUCUACUUUCCCGAAAUCGACUUUGAAGUGCCGGCCAAGACGCAGCAGGGCACGAUCAACACAAUCGAAGGCCUCAUCUCCAAGUCGAUUGAGGGCCUCCGCGCCAACCAGGAAGAGCGCCGCCUCAUUGACCCGGCGACGACCGCCAAGAUUGAUGAGUUUCUUGCCAACCUCGCGUUGAUGGCAGCCGGCAUCACGCUGCCAUUCACGGUCGUCGUCACCGACCCCGCGGGCAACUCGCACAUUGAAAACCUCUGCGCGCCCAACGCCGACCCGCAGCUCACCGUGUCGCACUUCUUCCGCUCGGAAGCGCAGGACCUCGAGUGCGGCCUCCAGCCCGACCAGUCGCACGCCCACGACACGCCGUCCAACGUGCCCAAGGUGGUGCCGCCGCGCAACGAAGGCCUUGACUCGCUUGUGGCCUCGAGCAGCGGCAUCAAGAACCACGAAGCGAUCCGGUUCCCGACGCAGUGCCAUGCGUGCUACAAGGACGGCGAGUCGCUCAUGUGCGUCACCGACAUCCCGCACUUCAAGGAAGUCAUCAUCAUGGCGUUCAACUGCGAGCACUGCGGCUUCAAGACGAACGAGGUCAAGGCCGGCGGUGCGAUCCCGCCGUUUGGCGAGCGCAUCGUGCUUCGCGUGCCUGCCAACGACUCGAGCUUUAUGGACCGCGAUAUCCUCAAGAGCGACUCGGCGUCGGUUCAAAUUCCUGAACUGGACCUUGAAAUGAUGCCCGGGUCGCUCGGCGGCUUGUACACGACGAUUGAAGGCCUUCUGGAGAAGAUCCGCGACAACCUCACGUCCGGCAACCCGUUCGCGGUCGGCGACAGCGACGGCGGCCGGUCCGGGCUCGCGACGUGGCUCGGGCGCCUCGAGGAGCUCAAGACGGGCAUGGCGUUCACGCUCAUCAUUGAAGACCCGCUCGCCAACAGCUUCAUUUAUUCGCCGUUUGGCAACGCGGACGAAGACCCGCACAUGACGGCCGAGAGCUACACGCGCUCCGACUUUGACAACGAAGUGCUCGGCCUCACGGACAUGGUCACGGAAAACUACUCGAAUGAGGUCGUCGACGACCUCUCGCAGGCGGCGCCGACCACGAUUCAGUCGGACAAGCUCACGAUGGCCGGUGGCGGCAAGGCCAUUGCGACCGAAGCGUACCACCCCAACCCGAACGCCGUCAUGGACCUCGACUCGGGCCGCACCGAGCUGUAG
Molecule: messenger RNA, 1581 nt
Organism: Saprolegnia parasitica CBS 223.65
Lineage: Eukaryota; Oomycota; Saprolegniomycetes; Saprolegniales; Saprolegniaceae
Exons: 3
Coding region: 1-1581 (526 amino acids)
Cellular component (GO): nucleus; cytoplasm
Molecular function (GO): zinc ion binding
Source: RefSeq, a predicted model, not a curated record